Molecule: messenger RNA, 652 nt
Organism: Nelumbo nucifera (sacred lotus)
Lineage: Eukaryota; Viridiplantae; Streptophyta; Magnoliopsida; Proteales; Nelumbonaceae
Source: RefSeq, a predicted model, not a curated record
CGUUGCGUCCAUAGAUGGCGGAAGAGCCAGCUGAUCAUCAAGGGAGGAUGAAAGAAGGCGAGGAGGAGAGAGAGGUUCGGCACAGAGGCGUGAGGAAGAGACCUUGGGGGAAGUUCGCCGCCGAGAUUCGGGACUCCACCAGGCACGGAGCUCGGCUGUGGCUGGGUACUUUCAAUACUGCAGAGGAGGCGGCCAGAGCUUAUGAUCGGGCUGCCUACGCAAUGAGGGGUCCUUUGGCCAUCCUCAAUUUCCCAGAUGAAUAUAAAUUGCCACGCCAUGACUGUCUGUCGUCGAGCUACUCUUCCUCUGUGCUGGGGUCAUCGUCGUCUUCUGAGUACGAGAGUGCAAAGAGUGGGAACGGGAAACAAAUUAUUGAAUUGGAGUGCCUGGAUGAUAAGCUGUUGGAGGACCUCCUUGAUUUCGAGGGGAAGAACAAGAAACAGUAGUAGUUUAGUUUUGAACGCAACUGUUUUUAGGGCUAAAAUCCUGAGACCCAGAACCCAAAUAUGGUUCCACUUCAGCAAGUGUUCUUCUCUGGAAUGCUAUUAGUCUAAGUAGUUCUGAAAGGGGAUUGAUUGUUGGAGAGUGAUAUUUUUCAGUUUCUUCAAAUCUAGGAUGAUGUAAUGUUUGUCAAUGUAAAAGAAAAAAAAAA